Molecule: messenger RNA, 5644 nt
Organism: Linepithema humile (Argentine ant)
Lineage: Eukaryota; Metazoa; Arthropoda; Insecta; Hymenoptera; Formicidae
Source: RefSeq, a predicted model, not a curated record
ACACAGACGACAUAGAUGGUCAUUCAUGGAGAGGAUACAUUAUAUUGGAUUCUCGGACAAAAAAAUUCCAUACAACAAAUUCAAAAUUGUAAAAACAUAAAACGACCUAUUUGCUUCAUAUUCUCUGCCUUAGAAUCGCAAUUGCCAGAAAUGGCUAAAGAGCUAUUAAAACUUCACGCAUUUGCGAAUGCUGUAAAAAUGUGCGAUGCUAUUUUAAAACCAUAUGAUAUAAGUGUUACGAAUAUAUUGACGAAAAUGGAUGAAAAAUUAAACGAAAACGCUUUACAUACUUUUGUUGGCAUCAUCGCUAUUCAGAUUGGCUUAGUAGAUCUCUUAACAUCUAUAGAGAUUAUUCCGGAUUACAUAAUUGGUCAUUUUGUUGGUGAACUUGGUUGUGCUUACGCAGACGGGUGUCUGACGAUGGAACAAACUAUUCUGUCAGCGUACUUUAUUGGUUUAGCAUGUGUGAAAGAAAAACUAGAUCAUAGCUCUACCGCAGUUGUUAAUUUUGAUUACAAUUCUCUUAAAGGAAUAUGUCCAGCGGAUAUUGAAAUAAUAUGCAGAAACAACCGAAACAGCAAUAUUGUAACUGGCCCCGCUAAAUCCAUGCAAGAAUUUUUGCGAAAAUUGCAGAAGAUCAACAUUCACGUGACAACAAUCUCCAGCAACAACAUACCUCACCACAGUAGUUAUCUCGCUUCUCUGAAAUCGCAGUUUUUUACAAAAUUGAGCGAAAUAAUUUCAGAGCCGAAGGAAAGGAGUCCCAAAUGGAUCAGCACUUCCGUACCUCGCAAUGAAUGGUCCAAUUCAACGUUAAAAUUAUGCUCAGCAAGCUACCAUACGCACAGUAUAUUAAACACCGUUCUUUUUGAACAAGCAACGCAUAUGAUCCCAGAUAACGCCGUAAUUAUCGAAAUUGCACCAGUUAGCAUUUUGCAGGACAUUUUGACAGAAUCGAUCCAUUCAAAAGUGACGAACAUUGUACUGACUAAGCGAAAUAAUCCAAAUGCUAUUGAUUUAGUAUUGCAAGGGAUUGGAGAACUCUACAACUGUGGCCUACAGCCGCGGAUCGCUAAUUUGUAUCAACCGGUGAAUUUUCCAGUUAGCCGAGGCACUCCUAUGAUUUCUCCAUCCAUUAGAUGGAAUCAUUCUGAAGAUUGGUGUGUACAUCACAAAGAAACACAAAAAAUAAUCAAAUCCAGAGCAAGACGAAUAGAAGUUAGAACGAAUGGCGAAGAUUAUGGCUAUAUGACCGGUCACGUCAUUGACGGAAGAAAUUUCUUACCUGCGACAGGCUAUCUAAUGCUUGUUUGGGAAACUAUUGGAAUGAUGAUGGGCAAAAUGCACAAAUCAAUACCAAUAGUAUUCCAAGAUAUAAAAUUUAUUCGGGCUACUCAAUUAUCAAAUGAAAGCUCUGUGAUUUUGAUAAUAACGAUACAGAAAGAGAGCGGCAAAUUUGAAGUCACUGAAGGAGACAGCGUUGUUGUAACAGGUGUAGUACGCACUGUAUCAAAUGCCGAACGAGAAAUGACGCCGAAUGCUCUGUUAUCAGUGGAUACUGACGAGGAAGAACAUAUGACUUUUCGAGACAUUUACAAGGAAUUGAGGCUACGCGGUUACCAAUAUAGUGGUGCAUUUUGUGGUAUAAAUAGCGCAUCAGUAUCAGGCAGCAAAGGGCACAUCGCUUGGACAGGUAAUUGGGUGACAUUCAUGGACAACAUGCUGCAGAUGUGCAUAAUUGGAAAAGAUACCAGAGAUUUAUAUAUUCCAACGAGUAUUGAAAAAUUGGUAAUUAAUCCUGCACUUCAACCAUCAAAAUUGUGGGAAAUGACAUCCGAAUUAAAUAAACAAUUACCAAUACGUGUAUAUAAAGAAAUAGACGUAAUUAAAUCAGGUGGAAUAGAGAUACGUGGCCUGAAAGCUACCUCGAUUUCUCGCCGAAAACCAAUCGGAGAUCCCGUUAUCGAAGAACAUAAAUUUAUAGCUCACCAGGAUCGCGCUGAUAUUUCGUUAAAUGAAGCAAUUCGAAUAUCGACGCAGUUGGCGCUAGAGGAUCAUCAGAUCAUUAAAGCAACAGCCAUAGAGCUAGUGGAAGAUACAGAUGAUGUAAUGUUAGAAGAUCUAUCAUCAACGUUACUGAUCGAAGCUCUUGUUGAUAUUCCUUUAAUACAAGCAAAUGUUGCUAUACUAACUUCGCCGAAUCGUUUCAAUCCAAAGGAACUGUCUUCAAAUGUUUCAAUUGCAGACUUAAACAAACCAUUUGUAGGCGACAAAGCUUUGAUAGCUGCAGGAUUUAAUCUUUUGACGAAACAUCAGAAUUCAUUAGAACAACUUUUGCGUCUUUUGAGGGAUGGCGGUUAUCUUUUAACACGCGAGAAAUGCAAUUUAAAUAAAUAUGACAAAUAUUUGAGUAAAUAUGCUUUAAGUGUUAUUCUGGAAAAGCAUACGGAUAAAGAAAUAAUUAUACUUCUAAAGAGAAAAGUUUCGAUAAAGGAAACAACUGUUGUUCAUAUAAGCAAUAAUAAUUUCAAUUGGCUCGAAGAGUUGAAGCAACUUGUAGACGACGAGAAGAAACACGAUGGCAAUAGCAGAAUUGUAAUUGUUGGAGAGGGGGACUUUGAAUGCGGUUUAUUGGGUUUCAUUAACUGCUUGAGAAAAGAGCCUGGUGGACAACUGGUUAGAGGUGUGCUUAUUCAAGACAAGCAUGCUCCUAAAUUUUCUCUACAAGAUCCGUUCUAUAUGCAACAAAUGCAAAAAGAUAUGUCUGUUAGCGUUUUGCGACCUAAUAGAAUUUGGGGAUCUUACCGACAUUUGCGAUUACCGCAUUCAGGAGUCGAAUCCGUAACUACCGCCUAUGUAUGCCAAACGGUACGCGGUGAUUUAAGUUCUUUUUGUUGGAUGGAAAAUAAUAUAUCUGUUGAAUCUCAUGGCAAAGAUAUAGUACGUGUAGUCUAUUCGUCCAUCAAUUUCAGAGAUGUAAUGCUAGCAACUGGCAAAUUAACGUCAGACUUCAUAAAGUCGAGACGACUACAGGACAUGUGUCUUGGACUGGAAUAUGUAGGAUACGAUUGCAAUGGACAACGAGUAAUGGGAAUUUGUGACAAUAAGUGCAUAGCAAAUGUCGUUGUACGAGAUAAAGAUUUAUGUUGGAAAAUACCCGAUUCAUGGACGUUUGAGGAGGCAGCUACAGUGCCGUGUAUUUACAGCACGAAUUAUUAUGCCUUAUAUCAUUUUGGAAAAAUGAAGAAAGGUGAUAAAGUACUUAUCCACUCUGGUACUGGCGGCAUUGGACAAUCAGCCAUUCAUCUCGCUCUUCAGCAAGGAUGUCAAGUGUUUACUACCGUGGGCACUGCAGAAAAACGUAAAUUCAUCAGAAAACUAUUUCCGGCUAUUCCCGAUGAGCACAUUGGAAAUUCGCGAGACACGAGUUUCGAACAAAUGAUAAUGCGACAAACAAACGGUCGUGGUGUCGACAUUGUAUUAAACUCUUUGGCGGAAGAAAAACUUACAGCGUCUGUUCGCUGUUUGGCAAAGAAGGGUCGUUUUCUAGAAAUCGGAAAAUUUGAUAUUUUAUCCAACAAUUCUCUAAACAUGUCUUUAUUUCAAAAAGAUAUCAGUUUUUACCCUGUUCUGUUGGAUGCAAUGUUUACCAGUAGUCAUAAAAAUAAAUCUCGAUUAUCCAAAUUAAUGGCUGAGGGUUUAAAAAAUGGAAAUAUUAAACCAAUUCAGACGACAGUUUUUCCUAAGAUGGAAAUUGAAGCAGCUUUCAGAUACAUGGCAAGCGGUAAACACAUGGGAAAAAUUAUUUUAAACAUGCAAGAGGAUGGUAAAUCUUUGGAUUCACCUGUUCUUGCACGCCGUCGCUAUUACUGCCUCAACGAUAGAACUUACGUUAUACUAGGCGGAUUGGGUGGAUUUGGUUUAGAGUUAACUGACUGGCUGAUACUUAGAGGCGCUAAGAAUGUCGUACUAACUUCGAGAACUGGAAUAAAGAAUGGCUAUCAGCGAAUGAGGGUUGAGUUAUGGAAAUCGUACGGUGUAAACGUACAGAUAGUUAAAGACGCAAAUCUUGCUAAUCCGGAAGACUGUGAACAUUUCCUACAAAUGGCGGAGAAACAAGCACCAGUAGAUGCGAUAUUUAAUCUUGCUGUGGUUUUGAAAGAUUGUGUACUUAGGAACCAAACCAUGGAAACUUUCACGGAAUCUUUCAUGUCGAAGGCCUGGACGACACAGACAUUAGAUAAAGUAUCUAGAAAGAUGUGUUUAAAACUUCGACAUUUUGUAGUGUUUUCUUCCGUUUCUUGCGGAAGAGGAAACGCUGGGCAAACUAAUUAUGGAAUGGCCAAUUCCAUCAUGGAAAGAGUGUGCGAAAAAAGAGCGGAGGAAGGACUACCCGGAUUGGCAAUUCAAUGGGGAGCUGUAGGUGACGUAGGUCUCGUCGCAGACAUGCAAGAAGUCAAUAAAGAGUUAGUUAUCGGCGGGACUCUGCAGCAAAAAAUAUCUUCCUGCCUUGUAGAAUUCGAGAAAUUUUUGCUCCAAAACCGGCCGAUCGUAAGCAGCAUGAUCGUAAGUGAAAAGAAAACGCGGUUAUCCGGAUCAGAAGACAUAGUGGAAGUCGUUGCGGAUAUUAUGAAUAUAAAAGAUAUAAAAACAAUAAGUCAAAAUACACCUUUGGCUGAACUUGGAAUGGAUUCCAUGAUGGCUGUGGAAAUUAAACAAACUUUGGAACGAGAAUUUGAUAUCUUGCUUACUCCACAAGAAAUACGAACUCUCACAUUUGCAAAACUGAUUCAAAUGUCUAAUGUAAACGUUAAUAGCAACGAGACACAAACUGAAGCGGCAAAUGAUAUAAAUAAACCAGAUCUUACGAAAGAACAAAAAUUGUUAUUUGGUGUUUUGAGAAAUCAAGAUUUUGUUUCAGAAAUUUGUUUAGAUCUUCCGACCAACACAGUGGAUAAUUCGACCCAUGUAUUUCUUUUACCAGGACUUGAUGGCUGCGGAACAAUAUUUAAUCAUUUAGCACCAAAAAUUAAAUUUUCGGCAACAUCCUUACAAUAUGGCAAUAUCGGUGUUGCAAACACUUUAUCUGAGAUGGCUGAUUAUCUUUUAAUGUGUAUAUCAUCACGAUUAAGAGACGAAAAAAAAGUCGUAAUAACUGGAUAUUCUUUCGGUUCUUUUCUUGCAAUUGAACUAAUAAGAAGAUUGGAGGCUAUGGGUACUAAAAGUCGAUUAGUUCUCAUUGAUGGAGGUCCGGAAUAUGUAAUGAGUAGUGAUCUCAAUAAGUCUUUUUAUAUGAGCGAUGAAGAAAUUCAGAUUAAUAUUAUGAUCAUUAUUCUAAAGAUUUAUGAAACAGAAAUCAGUAAAGAGGUUUUAUUGGAAUUAAGAAAAUGUGAAACUUGGGAAGAAAGAUUUGAAAUUUUCGCCAAACACUUUUCGAAAGUAAUUCACUUUUUGUUACGCCCAAAUUUGCAAACACUGUAUACAACAGUUUAUAAAAAUAUACUGGCUAUUCGGCAAUAUGAUUCUUCUACAUUACCGCGUAUUAAAUCACCCAUAACGUUGUUAAAACCUACGUCGUCAUAUGCAUCUGAACUCGAAGAGGAUUAUGGUUUGUAUAAGGUAUUUUGAGAAAACGUUUUAUCAG